Molecule: messenger RNA, 3168 nt
Organism: Diutina rugosa
Lineage: Eukaryota; Fungi; Ascomycota; Pichiomycetes; Serinales; Debaryomycetaceae
Gene: STE23
Product: metalloendopeptidase
Exons: 1
Coding region: 1-3168 (1055 amino acids)
Biological process (GO): peptide catabolic process
Cellular component (GO): mitochondrion; cytosol
Molecular function (GO): metalloendopeptidase activity; metal ion binding
Source: RefSeq, a predicted model, not a curated record
AUGGAUUCCUCUCGAUUUACUGUGCUCGCUGACAAUUCAGUGGUGGAAAAGCCUGUUGUUGAUGAUCGUCAGUAUCGAUUGGUGAAUUUGCACGACAAUAACUUAUCAGUUUUGCUAAUUCAUGAUCCAACUACCGACAAGGCCGCUGCUUCGCUUGACGUGAACACCGGGCUGUUCGCUGACCGUGAGUACCAAAUCCUGGGCCUCGCUCAUUUUUGUGAACACUUGUUGUUUAUGGGCACCAAGAAAUACCCCGAGGAAAACGAGUAUUCGCUGUAUCUUGCGAAGCAUCUGGGUUAUUCAAAUGCAUAUACUGCCGCUGAGCACACGAACUAUUACUUCCAAGUCAGCGCAAAUCAUCUCCAAGGCGCUCUUGAUCGAUUCGCUCAAUUUUUCAUCAGCCCACUAUUUUCGAAUAGUUGUAAAGACCGUGAAAUCAAUGCUGUUGAUCUGGAAAACAAAAAGAAUUUGCAGAAUGAUUUAUGGCGCAUGUAUCAACUAGACAAGCUGAACCUGAAUCCCGAGCAUCCAUACAAUGGUUUUGCUACUGGUAAUUUUUACACUCUUGCGGAGGAACCAGCAGAAAAGGGAAUGGAUGUAAGGGAAACCCUCAUUAAUUUUCAUAAGGAUCAUUAUCUGGCUAAUUUGAUGAGCCUCGUUAUUUUGGGUAAGGAGGAUUUGGAUACCUUGACAAGCUGGGCACUUGAGUUGUUUUGCGAUGUCCCCAACAAAGGAUUACCACGGCCGAACUACAACGGAACGUUGAUUUUCCCCGAAGAGUAUCUUGGUAAGAUCACUCGCGCCGUUCCCGUCAUGGAUAAUCACAAGUUGGAAAUCGUCUUUAUGAUUCCUGAAGAUUUGGAUGACAAAUGGAAGCUGAAACUGCUGGCCUAUUAUAGUCAUCUAUUGGGCCACGAGUCUGAAGGUCUGGUGCUUUAUUACUUAAAGCUGAAGAAUUGGGUGUCGGAAUUGAGUGCUGGCAACAUCAGAGUAUGCCAGGGUAAUUCAUUUUUUAUACUUGAGUUUGAGUUGACUCCACAAGGGCUCGAAAACUGGAAAACUAUCGUGAUCACAGUGUUCCAAUAUCUCCAAUAUUUGCAGGCUCAGGAACCGCACAAGUGGAUCUGGGAAGAGAUUUCGAACAUGUCGAAGAUCAAUUUCAAAUUUAAGCAGAAAACCGAUGCUUCAAGUACUGUAUCGAAGUUGUCAAACAGUUUAUACCAAUUCACUGCUGAUGGCCAAAUUCCCCUGGAAUACAUACUUUCACUGCUGGUCAUGCGCGAAUUCAACCCAGAGCAAAUCAAGCAGUACGGUCGUUACCUCAACCCUGACAAUUUCAGAAUCACCUUGACUUCUCAAGCUUUAGACGGAUUAGACAAAAAGGAACGUUGGUAUGGAACCGAAUACCUGUAUGAGGACAUCCCCAGUGAUCUAAUGACCCAAAUAAAGUCAGCUGAACCAAUCUCCGACUUACACUUACCUAUCCCCAAUGACUUUAUCCCGACUGAUUUCACAAUUUCAUUGCCGAAACUGGAGACUCCAUUAUCUCACCCUUAUUUAAUAGAGGACACGAGUGCCUUGCAAGUUUGGUUCAAACAAGAUGAUCGAUUUGAGGUUCCGAAAGGUACUAUUGAAGUUCUGUUGCACUUACCAAUGCUGAAUAAAGAUGUCCGUCAGGCAACGAUGUCACAACUAGUGGGGGAUUUAUUCAACGAUGAACUCAACCAAAUAACAUACUACGCAUCCUUAGUUGGGCUUAAAGUCAUGUUCACUUUUUGGAGAGAUGGCUUUUCGCUUAAAGUUUCGGGUUACAAUGACAAACUUCCCGUUCUUUUUGAGCAAGUUAUAGAGAAGUUUAUCCGAUUCAAACCCAACCCAGCUCGUUUUGAUGCCAUCAAAUUCAAGAUGACACAGGAGCUCAAAAAUUUUGGAUAUCAUGUUCCUUAUUCGCAAGUCAACACUCAUCACAUGUUGUUGAUCAACGAAAAGACCUAUCUGUAUCCCGAGAAGUUGAAACAACUCGAAAGCAUUUCUUGUGAAGAUGUCACAGAGUUUGUGACACAGCAGUUGUGGUCGGAAGGCGUGUUUUGCGAAAUGUUGAUCCAUGGGAAUUUUGACAUAUCCAAAGCUCGUGAAAUAAAACAGGGUUUGGCGACGCAAUUGGAAGGCAGAGGUACGAUCAGCGGAGACGUUUACAGAGCCAUUCGCUUGAGAAACGCAAUUCUUUCACCGAAUGAGGUGGCACGUUAUGAGGUCUCCCUUGAAGACAGCAAAAACAUCAAUUCCUGCAUUGAGUACUACAUUCAGAUUGGUGCAGACAAAGAUAAUGAUCGAUUACGUGUACUUACCGAUUUAUUAGGAGUUAUCAUUCGUGAACCUUGUUUCAACCAAUUGAGAACCAGAGAGCAAUUAGGGUAUGUUGUCUUCCUGGGCCUCAAGCCUUGCCGCAAUUCAUUUGGUUUUCGAGUUUUAAUUCAAUCGGAACGCACUACAGACUAUUUGGAAUACCGUAUCGAUGAAUUUCUCCAUCAGUUUGGCCGGCAUGUGUCGAGCAUGGAAAAUGAGGAGUUCGAAAAGUUCAAGCAAGCACUUGAGGAUCUAAAACUAACUAAGCUCAAACAUUUGAGUGAGGAAACGCUGCGGUUUUGGAAUUCAAUAACUGAUGGUUACUACAAUUUUGAUGCACGAAAGCGCCACGUCGAGGUGCUUGAGAGUAUAACCAAGGCAGAAUUCAUCCAAUUCUACCAGGACUAUGUACUCAACCGGGCCGGAAAGCUGGCCCGUUUGGCCGUCCAUUUGAAAGCGCAACAUCCACUGAAGGUUUCUCGCGACAAACUAAUAAAUCUGAGUCUUAUCAACUGGAUGUUCCGCAAUGACAUUAACGUCGACCUGGAUAAAAUUGACGACAUCCUCAAAAAGUCGACAAAUGUUCAGGAAAUCGCUAAGAAGGUUGCUGCCUUGUUAAGAGCUGAUAACCUCGAACACAGCACCGAUGACAUUGCAGCCAUUAUCGAAAGUGGUUUGGUGCAACCCGUACCUGCAACGUAUCCCACAGGUAAAUUGUACACGAACAUUUCCUCUUUUAGAGAGGAUCAUGAUAUGAGUGAACAUGCCAAACCUGUUGAACCACUCAGAAACUUUUACAUUCCCGAUUUGUCGCACUUGUAG